Sardina pilchardus (European sardine) is the source of this 12399-nucleotide messenger RNA. It is a transcript of the gene hspg2, whose product is annotated as heparan sulfate proteoglycan 2. The record is from RefSeq and is a predicted model, not a curated record. Gene Ontology annotation, biological process: homophilic cell-cell adhesion; synapse organization. Gene Ontology annotation, cellular component: plasma membrane; axon; neuronal cell body. Gene Ontology annotation, molecular function: axon guidance receptor activity; protein binding; calcium ion binding. NCBI's taxonomy places the organism in Eukaryota, Metazoa, Chordata, Actinopteri, Clupeiformes, Clupeidae. The transcript has 87 exons. The coding region runs from base 257 to 11290 and encodes 3677 amino acids.
UUCGGAGUUGGAAAGAGAGUAGAGACGGGAGAGGAAGGUGAAUAACUAUUAAAAGACUGCACAACGUUUUGGUGUUCCAUGAAAGAUACGUUGUUUGCACUUGGAUUUCUGCAAAGUUUAAUGAAGUCCCACCGGGACUGGGGCAGAAAAGAAACUGCGGCCUUGCCUUAAAAGAAAGUUUUAUAAACUAGUUCGUGAGUGCGGGACCUCGACUUUUUCUUUCUAGCGCGUGGGUCUUGCGCGAACUCCGGAGAAAAUGGGCACUCGGACGAAUGUCCGAAAAGUGUCCGGACUCAUCAUCUCCUUGAUAUUUACGUUUCAUCUGACCAAUGUGGCGUUGAGCUCGAAGGUGUGGGGAGAAGUGCCCGUCCCAGAGGACUUGGAGGCCAGCCGUGGGGUCCGGCAGGCCCAGCGCUACCUGGACGAUGACGAGGACUUCGCUGCGGACGGAUCAGGGGAUCUUCCCAGUGGAGAAGAAGAAGGCAGCACCCCUGUCGGCCCCAUAACCACUAUCUAUUACCGCGCGCUGGUGAACUUCACCAACUCCAUCACAUACAGCCCCGACAUGCAGAUGAUCUCCUCCCCCUCCUUCCUGGAGAUCUCCGAGGCUGUAGUGGAUACGCUGGAGUCGGAGUACAACAAGAUCUCUGGAGUGCAGACCGUCAAUGUGGUCCUAAUCAAGCCGAUCGGCCGUGACGUGUUUGUGGAGCUGGACGUGGGCACGGAGUUCAACUACAACGAGGCGCAGAUCCGCAGUGUGCUGUACGAGGUGGUGCAGGACGGCUUCAUCGCCAACUACCUCACCUCCACACAGGGCUUCCAGUUCCGCCAGCUGGGAGAGGCUGAGCCUUUCCCCCCUGUGGAGCCCCUAGUACCUACAGUAGCCCUGAUCCCCAGCCCAAGGGCCUGUGUCCAGGAUGAGUUUGUGUGUGGCGACGGCACCUGUAUUCCACUGGCCUAUCGCUGCGACCAGAGAGCUGACUGCCGGGACAUGACUGACGAGAUGAACUGCGAGCCCACUGUCCCCCCUCCGCGUCCCCCGGUGCGGCCCAUCCCCCCCGUCCCCCCGGUGAUCCCCGGCCCCUGCCGUGCCGACCAGGCCACCUGCCAGAGCGGAGAGUGCAUCUCCCGCGAGUACCUCUGCGACGGAGAGCGCGACUGCAGCGACGGCAGCGACGAGUUUAGAUGUGGCACACCGUCUCCGUGCGAGCCUAACGAGUUUAAGUGUGCUAACGGGCGCUGUGCCCUGAAGCUGUGGCGCUGUGACGGAGACAACGACUGCCAGGACAACUCCGACGAGAUCAACUGCCCCACUAAGGGCCCUGGCGACACGUGUGCCCCAGAGCAGUUUGUGUGUGUGAGCGAUAGAAUGUGCAUCCCGGCCAGCUACCAGUGUGACGAGGAGAAGGACUGCCAGGACGGCUCCGACGAGAUCGGCUGUGUGGCCCCCACGGUGAACAGUCCUCCAGAGGAGUCUGUGCGGGCGGAGCGCGGCGCCACCGUCACCUUCACCUGCACGGCCGUGGGAACCCCCACCCCUAUCAUCACCUGGAGACUCAACUGGGGACACAUCCCCGCCAGCUCCAGGAUCACUAUGACCAGUGAGAAUGGCCGAGGCACUCUGACCAUCCGGGACGUGAAGGAGGGAGACCAGGGUGCUUACACGUGUGAGGCCAUCAAUGCCAAAGGCCUGGUGUUCGCCAUCCCUGAUGGAGUCCUCACACUCAAUCACAAACAAGGUAACUGCCCUGACGGCCAGUUUAGCGUGUCGGGACGCUGCAUGCCCUGUUUCUGCUUUGGCAUCACCAAGAACUGCCAGGCCACCGGACGCUACCGCAACCAGAUGUCCCUGAGGUUCACCGACGAGGACGACUACAAAGGAGUGAAUGUGACGUUCCCGUCCAAUCCCAGCAGUCGUCCGCUGACCUCCACCCAGAUGCUGGUCAACCCAGAUGAGCGGGAGUUCCAAUUGGUCGACCUGGCCCGCCGCUUCCUCAUCCAGGAGUCCUACUGGACGCUGCCAGGACAGUUCCUUGGCAACAAGGUGGACUCCUACGGCGGUUCUCUGCGCUAUAAGAUCCGCUACACCCUGGCGCGCGGACUCACCCAGCCCAUUGACAAGCCCGACGUGAUGCUGGUGGGCAACGGCCAGAGGCUCCUGUACAAGAAGGCCGGCCCCCUCUCCCCUCAGCGCACCAACGACAAGGACAUCAUCUUCAGGGAGGAACACUGGCAGCACUCGUCCGGUCGUGCGGUCAGCCGUGAGGACCUGAUGAUGACCCUUGCCGGCCUGGACAGCGUCAACAUCCGCACCACCUACGACAACCACAUGGUCAGCGUUGCCCUGAGCGACAUCGUCAUGGACACCACCACCGUGGAGUUCAGCCUGGACGGACACGCCAAAGACGUGGAGGAGUGCAGGUGUCCCCCGGGCUACUCCGGCCUGUCGUGUGAGAGCUGUGCCUCCAGGUUUGAGCGGGUGCCAGGUGGGCAGUAUCUGGGCACGUGUGCGGGCUGCAACUGCCACGGCCACGCCAGCGCCUGUGACCCCAUCAGCGGCUACUGCCUGAGCUGUGAGCACAACACGGAGGGUGCUCAGUGUGAGAAGUGUCGUCCAGGCUACUUCGGUGACUCCACACGUGGACGCGCCGACGACUGCAAGCCCUGCCCCUGCCCUUACACCGAGACCUCACGCAGGUUCUCCGACACCUGUUUCAUGGACCAUGAUAACCAGGCCACCUGUGAUGCCUGCAGGCCGGGCUACACCGGCCGCCGCUGCGAACGAUGUGCAGCUGGAUACGUGGGUAACCCUCUGCAGCCCAACGGCAAAUGUGUUCUUGACUCCACUUCCAAAUGUGACGGAAGAGGAACUGUCAGCUCCGUCAACAGCAGACCCUGUCAAUGCAAGGCUAACGUGGCGGGCGCGCUGUGCGACGAGUGCAAGAUUGGCACGUUCCACCUGAGCGGUGCCAACCCUGAGGGCUGCAUGCAGUGCUUCUGCAUGGGCGUCACCAAGCAGUGCGCCAGCUCCAGCUGGACCAGGGACCAGGUGCACGGCGGUGUGAACGGGCAGCUCUUCUCGCUCUCCAACGCCGCCAACAGCCGCAGCAUCACGGAGGGCGUGAGCCAGCGCGGGCCGGCGGAGGUGGUGUACCGCUCCUUCUACACCCUGCCCACAGACAUCUACUACUGGGUGCUGCCCGAGAACUUCAGAGGGGACAAGGUGACUGCGUAUGGAGGGGAGCUACGCUACAAGGUGCGCUACGAGCCGCGUACUCGCACGCAGGUGAUCGACGACAAGCCGGACGUGGUUCUCCAAGGCAACGGCAUCUUCCUGGAGCACUUCUCCCAGAGCAAGCCUCUGCCACGCGUGCCCACCUCCGUGACCGUCACCUUCAGAGAGUCUAACUGGAGGAGAGCUGAUGGAAAGCCCGCCACCAGAGAGCACCUCCUCAUGGCUCUUGCAGACAUCACAGUCUUCAUGAUCAGAGCUACAUAUGCAGACAACAUGGCAGAGAGCAGUCUCUCAGACAUCCAGAUGGACAUUGCUGUGCCACACAACCAGGGCAAUGAAAGAGCAUUGGAGGUGGAAGAGUGUGCUUGCCCCCCUGGCUACACCGGACCAUCCUGCCAGGAAUGUGCGGAGGGCUACUCACGCGCCGGUUCAGGCCUCUACCUUGGCACCUGUGAGAGGUGUGAUUGCCAUGGACACGCCAACGGCUGUAACUCAGAGACUGGAGCCUGCUUGCAAUGCCAGCACAACACUGAGGGGCCCCGCUGUGACAAGUGUAAACUCGGCUUCUACGGCAAUCCUGCAACCGGUGGACCCAACGCAUGCCAACGCUGCCCAUGCCAUCAGCUACCUGGCCAGCCUCCCAUCUCCUGCUCCAGGGGCGGCGAUGGUCUGCCCGUCUGCGAGUGCCCACCAGGCUACACCGGCCGUCGCUGCGAGAGCUGUGCACCUGGAUAUACAGGAAAUCCAUUGAGGGGACAGAGCUGUUCACGAGGCAAUAACGAAGGAGGCUGCUACCAGUGUGACGAGAGAGGAAGUGAAGGCUGCACUGGCAACGGUGCCUGUCGCUGCAAGGCGAACGUGGAGGCCCCAUACUGCGAUAGGUGCAAGCCCAACAGCUUCUACCUGAACCCUCUGAACAAAGAUGGCUGCCUGUCCUGUUUCUGCAUGGGCAUCGUCCAGAAGUGCGAGAGCUCCAACUACUACCGAGACGUGGUGUCCACCUCCUUCUCACCCAGAAACUUCCAGGACUUCUCGCUGGUGAACCGGCAGGGCAGCACGGCGAUCACCAGCGGCUUCAGCGUGGAGGUGUCCACGGAGGGCACGCGUCUCUCCUACAGCCACUUCCAGCACCUGAGCCAGGAGCCACACUACUGGCAGCUGCCCAGCCUCUACAAGGGAGACAAGGGAGGAACCAAAAAAUUGGCUCGACCGAGACGAGCGGCACAGUGGCCGUCGGAUGAGGCGCAGCUGCAGGACGAUGAGAUCUGGGCUCUCCUCUCCGGCUCCCCGGGGGGCCCUCCUGCCCCUCCUGCCCACCUCCUGGGCUCGGGGCCCCAGGCCUCCAGCCUCUCCUCCGGCCGCGCCAAAGCCGUGGGGGCCCCCGGCACCGCCGGUCACCUCCACCGCACCGAGCACUCCGCCUCCGCACAGUCUUCCCCGGUGCACCACGACUCUGGCACCAAAACCAGCGCCAGCGCCGGUUCUGCCACCGGUACCGAGACCGGUUCUCCCUCGCAGGAGAUACUCUUCUGGCGCCUCCCCGAGCUCUACCGCGGGGACCAGGUCGGUUCUUACGGUGGGAAGCUCAAGUACAUCAUCUCAUACGUUGCUGGACAGAGAGGAACACCAAUCGACGAUAUCGACGUCCAGAUUAUUGGAAAUGACAUCACCUUGGUGACAAAGCAGCCUUGGCAGAGAAGCCGCGGUCCGCGGGAGACCCGUCACUUUGAGGUCAUCUUCAGAGAGGAGCACUGGCAGCGUCCGGACGGCAUGCCGGCGACGCGGGAGCACCUGCUGAUGGUGCUGGCGGACCUGGCGGACGUGAUGGUGCGCGCCUCCUACGACACGGAGAUGCGCUCCUCCUCCAUCCACGGCGUCAGCAUGGACGUGGCCGUGCCCAACUUCACCGGCCUGCAGCGGGCAGAGGAGGUGGAGCAGUGCCAGUGCCCGCCCGGGUACCAGGGCCUCUCCUGCCAGGACUGCGCGCCUGGCUUCACCCGCUCUGGUAACGGCCUGUACCUGGGCAGCUGUGAGCCGUGUGACUGCAACGACCACUCAGACACCUGUGACCCCGAGCAGGGCACCUGCACCAACUGCCUGCACAACACCGUGGGGGAUAUGUGUGAGAGCUGUGCCCCAGGAUUCUUUGGCGACCCCACAGCUGGGACUCCAGAGGACUGCCAGCCAUGUGCCUGCCCACACAGUGACCCCGCCAACCAGUUCUCCCCCACGUGUGAGAGUCUGGGCAAUGGAGGCUACCGCUGCACGGCCUGUCAGCUUGGUUACACUGGCCAGUACUGUGAGCGCUGUGCUCCAGGCUACGUGGGAGAUCCUCAAAACAGGCGCCUGUGCCUCCCCUACGACUCGACGGCCAACAUGCUGGUGCGUGUGUACCCUGAGAGUGUGCGGGUGGCUAAGGGCGCUCAGGUGACGCUCAGGUGCCAGGUGAGUGGCGCGCGCCCGCACUACUACCACUGGACACGAGAGGACGGGCGCCCAGUGCCCAGCAACGCCCAGAGACGCAGGCAGGGAGAGGAACUGUACUUCCCCAGUGUCCAGCCCAGCGAUGGUGGAGUCUACAUCUGCACGUGCCGCGACCAGCGCAGCACCAACCACAGCCGAGCUGAGAUCAUCGUCCCCGACUCCUCCAAGCCCAUUGAGGUGUUCAUUGAGGAGCCCAAAGUCCAGAGUGUCAGUGUUGGUUCAGAUGUGAGCUUCAUCUGCACAGCCAAGAGCCAGUCGCCAGCCUACACACUAGUCUGGACCCGUAAGGGCAACGGCAAGCUGCCCAACCGGGCGAUGGACUUCAACGGCAUCCUGACCAUCCAGAACGUGCAGCCGGAGGACGCCGGCGUCUACGUGUGCACGGGCUCCAACAUGCUGGCCAUGGACGAGGGCACGGCCAUCCUCUCUGUCCCAGAAGCGUCUCAGACGCAGAUGUUUUACACAGCCUAUGAAAUGUUUGAAGGCCAUAGGAAGCCUGUGGAGGGCUCCCAGCCUGUGGCCACGGUCCACCCCCCAGUCCUGACACUGCAGCAGGGACAACGAGCCGAGCUGCGCUGCACUGCCACCGGAAGCCCCACCCCCGCCAUCGAGUGGAUAGCGCCGCCGGGCGGCCGCAUCAGCCCCAGCGCGGUCAUCCGCGGGGGAGUGCUGACCAUCUCGUCCGUGGAGCGCUCGGACGAGGGCGAGUACAUCUGCAAGGCCCUGAACAUCCACGGAGAACACACAGCCCACGGGGUCCUCUACGUGCACAGUGCCAGUCUGCCUCAGGUCCAGGUGAGUCCGCAGAACGUGGAGGCCCACGAGGGUCAGACGCUGCGUCUCUACUGCCGUGCGGGCGGCACGCCCAGUCCCGGCCUCACCUGGAAGAAGAGGGGCGGAGAGCUGCCCCCCCAGGCCAUUCCCUCUCACGGUUUCCAUCAGUUUAAAAGCAACAGUCUCGAUGUGUUACAGAGACAAGUAGAGGAGCUGCAGGCUCGUAUGGAGCGCUCGGACAUCGGCACCCUGCUCAUCCCCAACAUCAGGCCGGCGGACUCGGGCACCUACCUCUGCGUGGGCACCAACGCCAUCGGCUCGUCCGAGGCGCGCAUCGAGGUCACCGUGACCAGGGCGGACAACUCUCACCUCACCCAGGAGAUCACCAUCCAGCCGUCCAUCGCGUCGGUGGCCGAGGGGGAGACCCUGGAGCUGAACUGCGUCGUCCCUGGCAACCCUCCUCCCCCCGUCACAUGGCAGAGAGCCACCGGCUACCUGUCCUCCAAUCACCUGGUCCUGGGAACCCAGCUCCUCAUCAUGCAGGCGUCGGAGGCUGACUCCGGGGAGUACAUCUGCCGGGCCAACGGUGGCUCAGGGCUGCGCCAGGCAGCCGUGUCCGUCUCCGUCACCUCCAGCGCCUCCCGUCUCCAGAGCCCCAUUAUCUCUAUCGAGCCCCACAGCGUGGCGGUCAAGCUGGGCGAGUCGGCCAGCUUCAGGUGCCGAGUGUACAGUGGAGCCCAGCCAGUGCGCCUGGAGUGGAAACUGGUCAACAACCAGCCGCUGCCAGAGAAUGCCAAGGUCAGCUCAGACGGCUCCGUCAUCACCAUAGUGAACGUCAUCCCUAGCAACCAAGGCACCCUCCGCUGUGUGGCUAGCAACCUGUUUGGCAUCACACACAGCAUUGUCUCGCUCAUCAUCAAAGAGUCGCCCCGAGCCGUGGUGACCCCGGCGAGCCCGGUGCGGGUGAGGAUGGGCGACCCCAUCAACCUGGAGUGCCAGGCGUCCGGAGAGCCCCGCGCCACCGUCUCCUGGCACCGGCUAGACAGCGCCCGCAGAACACUCAUCAGCAGCCCCGUGCCCAUGGAGACCAACGCCGUCAUGCAGGUGCUGGUGGCGCGGCCGGAGGACAGCGGCACGUACGUGUGUGUGGCGCAGAACAGCCAGGGCACCACGGAGACGCGAGUGGAGGUGCAUGUGGAGGGGGGACCCCAGGUGCCCACCGCCCCCCGCGCCUCCGUCCAGGACCCCCUGAUGGUGGUGGUGGAGGGCCAGACGGCCAUCUUGCGCUGCCACGCCCAAGGGUUCCCCACGCCCUCCAUCUCCUGGUCCAAGCUGCGCGCCCCUCUGCCUUGGCGCCACCAGCUGGUGAACGGCAGCCUGGUGCUGCCCAACGUGGGGCGCCAGGACUCGGGCGAGUACAUCUGCAACGCCACCAACCCGCUGGGCACCAGCGAGGUCACCGUGACCCUGGACGUGGAGACCCCUCCGUACGCCACCACCCUGCCCGACGACGUGCGCGUGCGCGUGGGGGAGGUGAUCCGGCUGCAGUGCCUGGCCCACGGGACCCCUCCGCUGCGCUACCACUGGAGGAAGGUCAACGGCACGCUGCCCUCUCGGGCCGAGCAGAGCGACGGCACGCUCCAGAUCAACCUGGCCUCGCCGGACGACGCCGGCGCCUACGAGUGUGUGGCCAGCAACAGCGUGGGCCACAGCAAGACCACGGCCAACGUCAUCGUGCAGUCUCCCCUGGUGGUGCGCGUGGCCCCUAAGGUGGAGAUGCGUGCUCUGGGCUCGGCGGUGGAGUUCACGUGCGCGGCCAUCGGGGGGCAGGGCAUCCGCCUGCAGUGGCUCAAGGAGGGAGGGGACUUGCCCCCAAACCACCAUGUCAAGGAUGGAGUGCUGAGGAUUGAGAAUCUGGAGCACAGUAAUGAAGGCACCUACAUCUGCAGAGCCAUCAGUGCAUUUGGCCAGGCCCAGGACAAUGCCAAACUAUCCAUUCAAGCUCUGCCCAAGGUGAUGAUAAACGUGCGGACGUCGGUGCAGACGGUGAUGGUGGGCAGCAUGGUGGAGUUUGAGUGCCAGGCCGAGGGGCACCCCCCGCCCACGCUGCGCUGGAGCAAAGUGGGGGGGUCGCUGCCCCCGCACGCCCAGCUCAAGGGCGGCAUGCUGCGCAUAGCGCCCGUCUCCGACGGCGACGGAGGCCAGUACCGCUGCACGGCCACCAACGACGUGGGAUCGGUGCAGUCGCAGGUGGUGCUCAACGUCCAGUCCCUGCCCCAGAUCGCUGCCCAGCCAGAGACCAAGGAGGUGACCAGGGGGUCGGACGCCGUGUUGCCCUGUGUGGCCACCGGGUACCCCACGCCGUCCAUCUCAUGGUCUAAGCUGGACACGGAUCUGCCAGGCAAGUGUUUCCAGGUGGGCCAUGCCCUCACCGUGCCCGCCGUGGGCCACGAGGACUCGGGCACCUACGUCUGCACCGCCGCCAACAAGCAGGGCAAAGUGCAGGCCUUCACCAACCUCACUGUGCACGAGAGGGUAAUGCCUUACUUCACUCAGGAGCCUCUCUCCUACCUGACGCUUCCCACCAUCAAGAACGCCUACAAAUCCUUCAGCAUCAAGAUCACCUUCAGACCCGACAAUGUUGAUGGUCUCCUGCUGUAUGCUGGCAUGAUCCUGUAUAACGGCCAGAAGAGGACCACCGGGGCCGACUUCAUCUCCCUGGGACUGGUGGGGGGACGGCCAGAGUUCAGGUUUGAUGUGGGCUCAGGCAUGGGUCACAUCCGCUACCCGACUCCCAUCCGACUGGGCGAGUUCCACACGAUCGAGCUGCUGCGGAACCACACGCUGGGCUCCCUCAUCGUGGACGGAGAACCGGCCAUCAACGGCAGCUCACAGGGCAAGUUCCAGGGUCUGGACCUAAACGAGGAUCUGCAUGUUGGCGGCUACCCCAACUACAGCCAGCUGGCCAAAACAGCUGGUCUUAAGACAGGCUUUGUGGGUUGUAUCCGUCAAUUGAUCCUACAAGGAGAGGAGGUGAUCUUUAAAGAUCUGGACCGCAGCUCCACUGGAGUCUCCAACUGCCCCACCUGCGAAGACCUACCCUGCCAGAACGGUGGAGUGUGCCAUGACUCUGACGCCAGCCUGUAUAAAUGCUCUUGCCCACGCGGCUUCAAAGGCAGCAACUGCCAACAUCACGCUUCCGUGCACUGUCACACAGAGGCCUGUGGCCCCGACGCCACCUGCAUCACCAGGCCCAACGGUCUGGGCUACGACUGCCGCUGCCACCUGGGCAAGUCAGGAGACAAGUGCAUGCAGGGCACGCUGGUGACGGUUCCGUGGUUCCUGAACAGCGACUCGUACAUCGCCUACCCGCCGCUGACCAACAUCCACAACGACCUGCGGGUGGAGCUGGAGUUCAAGCCCACGGCGCCCGACGGCCUCAUGUUCUUCUGCGGGGGCAAGAAGAUGAAGACCGAGGACUUUGUGGCCGUGUCCAUGGUGGGCGGCCACGUGGAGUUCAGAUACGAGCUGGGCUCAGGCCAGGCGGUGUUGCGGAGCCAGGAGCCGGUGACUCUGGGGGAGUGGCACCGCGUGGCGGCGGGCCGGCUCAACAAGGACGGGGCUCUGAAGGUGGACGAGGAGCGGGAGAUCAAGCGCGCGUCGCCGGGCAAGUCCCAGGGCCUCAACAUCCACACGCCCAUGUACCUGGGGGGCGUCCCCAGCACGGACAUCCUGCCCAAGCCCGCCAACGUCAGCAUGCUGUUCCAGGGCUGCGUCGGAGAGGUGAUGAUCAACGGGAAGAAGGUGGACCUGUCGUACAGCUUCACUGAUAGUCGGGGCAUUGCCCAGUGCCGUGAUGGCAGCCCCUGUGAGCGCCGGCCGUGCCUCAACCAGGGCACCUGCCUGACCAACGCCGAGUACGAGUACCAGUGUGUGUGCCGCGAUGGCUUCGAGGGGGAUCGCUGUGAGGUGGUGAGAGACGUCUGCACGCGCAGCUCCCAGUGCCAGAACGGCGGCAAGUGUGUGAGCGGUCAGUGCAUGUGUCCGGCCGGCUACUCUGGACUCCUCUGUGAGGAAGGAGAGGUGUUGAGCGUGCCCGAGGACAUGUGGAAGGAGGAGGGCAGCGGGGAGAAUGACUCUCCCAUUCAGUACUCGGCCUAUUUCCACGACGAUGGCUACCUCGCUCUUCCCAAGCCAAUGUUCCCUCGCAGCUCUCCAGACAACCCUGAGACCAUCGAGCUGGAGAUCCACACCACCUCAGGGGAGGGACUCAUCCUGUGGCAGGGAGUGGAGCAGGUUGCUGCUCCCCGCAAGCUGCAUGCUAAUAGAAAGAGUUCCAACCUCCGUAAGCAGAGCCACACGCACGAGCUUGGGGAUGAAGGGAAGGGCAAGGACUUCAUCAGCCUCGGAUUACAAAACGGUCGCGUUGUCUUCAGCUACCAGCUGGGCAGUGGAGAGGCAGAGAUCAUGUCCAGAGAUCCCAUCAACGAUGGCCACUGGCACAAAAUCACUGCAGUCAGGACGGGGAAGCAGGGUUAUAUUCAGAUAGAUGGACGAUCCAUGGCAAGGGGUCAGUCUCAAGGCAAGAGCAUCAUGGUCAACACUAAAGGAAACAUAUACCUCGGUGGAGCCCCUGACAUGAUAGCCCUGACGGGGGGCAAGUUCUCCUCCGGGGUGACGGGGUGUGUGCGGAACCUGUCUCUGAUGAACGCGCGGCCGGGGGAGCACAAACACACACCCAUCGACCUGCGGGUGCACGCCGAGGAUGGAGUCAACGUGGAGCGCUGCGUCUCAUAAACUCCCACUCUCACAGAGACUUCCGAACAAUCACACACACACACACACACACACACACACACACACGAGCACGCACACACGCGCGUACACACACUUUCAUAUCUGACAACACACACACUCCUCCCACACUAACAUACCCACACACACACACACACACGCAUACAAACACACACUCACUAACACAAAUAAUCACAUUCACACACAGACACACGUACAGUACACACACACAAACACACACAGAACACUCAUUAACAUCCAAAGAUCUCACACACUGACAAUCAUGCUGUUCCAUGAAAAAAAAAACACAAAGUGCUUUGCUGCUACCAAAGGAAAGCAAGUCAGGAAGCACAGACACACGCACACACACUCUCAUUCACUCACACACACGCACACACACACACACACACAAACACACACAGUACGACACUCAAGGAGCUCUGACUCUCCGCGCUUGCAGUCAACCAACAGAAGAGAUGAAAUAUGAGAUAUGAGAUGAUAAUAUUAACAAGUCUUCACUUCCUCAGUGUUGUAUUCUCAGUGGAAGACAUCACACAAGGACAGCUUACUCAGCCAUGAGAGAGAGAGAGAGUGCGUGUGAAAGAGAGAGAGAGAGAGAGAGGGAGGGAGGGAGAGAGAGAAGAGAGAGAAAAGAAACCAUGGAUGAGUGUGAUGGGCCUUCUACAUGGGUCAGAUCCUAUGGAGUCAGAAACGUUGUUACAGCACUGAUUUUUUUUUAAUUUAUAUUCAUAUAGAAAUAUAUAUUAUAUGUGGGGGGAAAUGCUAACUAACCAUAAACUGCUCCUCUGUUAGCCUGGAAGUGAUUCUGGGUGCUAAUAUUUGCUUGUGAGAAUGGGGUCUGUGUGUGUGUGUAUACGGUGUUGUGUGCAUUUUGAUGUAUGUGUGUUGCUGCGUAAGGUGUGUGUGUGAGUGUGUGUGUGUGUGUAUGUGUGUGUGUGUGUGUGUGUGGGUCUGAGCUCGCAGGCUAAUCUGUUUUUACUUGAAAAUGAUGCAGCCUUUUCUUUUCUUCUUCCUUCCUUUCUUUACUUCUGUCCUUAAUUCCAGAGCUGAGAUAGAAGAGCAGGCUCUUAGACUUAACGUGUGAGGGAGGG